GGGGGGGGGCACAUAAUGGGGAACGCAUAAACGCAAGCUUGGAGCUGAAUAUCAUCGGAAGAGGGAUGGCGUCUCUGUCGACUGUCGAUUAAAAUGGGUUUCGACGGCCUAGAGAUUCAAACUAUUUGGAUGGACGUUGCAGCAUUUUGUUCUCUAAGUGAGCUUGGAAAAUUACAGUCGACAUGCAAAUAUCUCAACGCAAUCCUUUCGUCUAAUUCUGUUUGGAAGAUUCAAUGGAACAAGCUGUGUAAGUUGUUUGGUCUGAAGGAGAAGUACAGGAACCAUGCAGAAUCACUGCCUCUUGUUCCAUUCUUGUACCAAAACCUCUGCUAUCGUCUUCAGGCAUGUCUCAGACGUAGAGAAUGUUCACAGCAAUGGUUUGUGAUGAACCCUAAGGAUGAAAUAGAAUCCUUCAACAUUGCUCAGAAUCUCACGUCCUUUUCCUUCUUCGACUCGACCCAGCUGUGGCGAAGGGCCGAGUCCUCCUGGCAGAUCCGUUUGCGGUCGGCACUGUCUUCGGUGGUUCCUUUGCGUAAACUGAAGGAGUGCGACACAAAGUUUUUGGAUGCUACAACAGAGCACAUGCUGCUUGGUGGUGUGUCUCAGACAGAUGAUGCCUUUGCAGAUCUCUGGCCUUUUCGUGACUCUGAGAAGAAAGCCUUCUACAACCAUCGCAUUGCCAUGUUACUGAGGAAGAGGCGGAAGAUGCGCGAGAAAUGCCUCUCACAGAUCUCGGGAUUUGAGUGUGGGAUGCCGUUGCAGUUCUGCUCUUUGAACCUCCUGGGAAGUGGAUGGAAAGUACGUAGAAGGCUUCCACAAACGUCCAAAGGUGUCAUUACCGAUGCCAGCAAGAUUGCGGAAAUAAAAAACUUUGAGCUGAAGUGCAGCUUGCAGGAGUUACUCCGUCCAGGAUUGCUGAGAGACUUCUCUCAAGAAGCUGAGCCCUUGUGUCUCAGAACGCCCAUCGACAUAAAUCCCAAAGACUUGCAAAUAGUACAGGACCUCUUCUUUCGUUUCCUGGGAUACACUUGCAUCUUGCCGUUCAAUGUAGCAUACCACGUCAGCGACAGUGCCAGAGCCGAGACUUGCCUUGUUAUUGAGAGCUACGUCCAUCACACAGUGAUCACUCCCAUCGUCGAUGGCAUCCUUUGCUCAGACCAUGUCAGAUGCAAACCCAUAGGAUUCUCACAUGUGGUAGAUUACCUAGUCCUGAGCUUGGUUGUGAAGAACCCCAACCUCAGUAGGAUUAAGGCCACAUCUCUAAUGCUGAACACCAAUCCAGAACGCAUGACCCUUGCCCUCUCACCCGUUCGCGACCUCAUGGCAGCCGUCCGUCCAGAAAACCCUUCAGAGUAUGCCUACAACUCCCAGCUUGGUGUCCUUCACACAGGUACUGCUCUACAGCUCAAGGAGAGCAUACUAUGUGUCUUCCGGGGAGUCGACUCUUGCAAGCGCUCAGACUUCCUCGUCCUUCUAGCAACAGAGUACAUGUACAGGUGCCUUGACCUUGUUUCCAUGGUAACAGAACUCCUCAGCCAGUUUGACCUCCUCAACGUGCGGCGGUUAGUGAGUCACAUCUUCUUUGUCGGGGAGAACACGCAGAUCGGUAGCUUUGGGGCGAGGUUCGAAAGAGAUCUACGGGUAAGUCUGGACAAGCUGGCUGCAGUGUUUGGAGGAGAGUUUGCUCGGCAGCGGCGAUGGCCAAUACACUGCGUCCAUGCGGAGGUGGAGGAUAGACCGAACUGUCUCUUUUCCGAUUCCUUCACUACAAUGGACUAUGUCUUCCAAGGACCGGAUUUCUUCUGAAAUUCUCUUUGAUUUUGAAGACCAUUUGUGCCUGCUAUCACAAUGCAGACCCUAUUUUAGAGACAUAAUUAUUCAAAUGGAGAAGAAUGGAUAAGGAUGGAGUCUUUGGGGAAAUGCUUGGUAUUGUACAAUGUAUAUGGUUAUCUUGGAUGAAAGAGCAGGUCCAGUGGGUCCCUUAACUUCUACAUUUCCUACCCAAUAUCCAGUCCCAGAGGAAAAGCCGAACCACUUAACUUGUAAAUGUCCUUUACAAUGUCAUUGAGAAUGUUGUUGAGAAUGUCUUUGAGAAUGUCCUUGAGAAUGUCAUUGAGAAUGUCAUUGAGAUAGUCCUUUAUAAUGUUCAUAGGAUAUUACGAAUGGUAAAAUCAUGGUACAUGGAGUUUUUAGAUGUCUGGGCAAUGGUCUGGCAGGACCUCAGUUGGCAGGGUAGUCUCUGGCUGACAUUUUGAUUAAAGAUCGUGGGAUUUGAAAGAGGUUUAGCCAAAAGUGCCAAUUGUAUGUCAUGAUGCUUUGAUAUGGUUAUAAUUACAUUUUAGCUACAGUACUGGAUUCCUAUGGCAAUGGAUUGGGUAACCCGCAGGGUUUCUUGAUUUGGGGAUGGUGAAUUACAUAUGGACAGCCCAAAGUCCCUAUGUGAGCCUGGAAAGGGUUUUGUAGCAGGUGCAGUCAGGCAGCAUUGACUUGUGCAUGCAAUAAUGACCGUGCAGUAUAUUUUAUUGUGAUUCCCAUUAUUUAUUCAAUCAUUUACAUUUCUGGCCAAAUGCAUUUUCAACAUGGUUUUCACACACACACACAGAACAAAUAUCAAUCAUAAACAAUGCAAUGAUGAAAUCUAGACCCCCCCCCCCCCCGUACGAUGUAAACAAGAAUACCUUUUAAGUGCAAUAAGAUAUUUCAUUGUUAUACACGAUGAGGUGUAUAAUUCAUAAAGCUGUUUGUAUAAAAUUACGAAUGACUUUAUGCAUGACUUGUGAUCGUUUCUUAUUAACCUAUAUAGAGUACCGAAAUGAUGACAUCAGUUGCCAUGGUGUCAUGGCAACCUGGUUCUAAAGAAAUGAAGCUGUGGGGCCGUUACAUAAGGCUGUUCGUAAAAUUAGGAGCAACUUUAAAGAUAAAUGAAAGUACAUGUAGUUGCAGUAAACACCGAUUUUAUGAGAAAGUCUGUAAAACCAGGC
This is a messenger RNA of Lytechinus variegatus (green sea urchin), 2981 nucleotides long. RefSeq lists its product as uncharacterized. The record is from RefSeq and is a predicted model, not a curated record. The transcript has 5 exons. The coding region runs from base 94 to 1806 and encodes 570 amino acids. Lineage: Eukaryota; Metazoa; Echinodermata; Echinoidea; Temnopleuroida; Toxopneustidae.